AUUCCUGCUCCGAGCGUCUGUCCCGCCUGCUUCUCCGAAGGGACCUGCGCCUCCUUGCGAAGCCAUUGUCAGACCCUCGGCGCGUCGCGCACCGCUCGGACUGAGGUUCGAGUACAGUCGUGCGAUCCCCGGUUUCAGGGUCGAGGUUUACGACGCGCGAUGCGUUCGGCGUCGCGCGAUGCAGUUUCGGAACGGAUCUGGCCGGCGUGGAUCCGCAUUGCCGUCGUCAGCAUCGUGCUGACGUGGCAGUUGGGAGAGAAUGGCGUGGCAGCGGACGUUAUCGGAUGCGGGGGCUUUGUUCAGGCAAGCAAGGAGCUCGCCUCGCUGCGUGCAGAUUCCGAUGCCUCCUUCGACUACUCACGCCUCGUGGUGGAGCUGCGAACGCAGGAGGGCAUGGUGAAGGAGCAAGCGCACUGCGCGCCAAACGGGUACUACUUCCUGCCGGUCUACAAUCAGGGAACGUUUGAGCUGUCAGUGAGGGGACCCCCUGGGUGGUCGUUUGAGCCGGAGAGUGUGCCAGUGACGGUCGAUUCGGAGGCGUGCAACGGCAACAGGGACGCCAACUUCCACUACAAGGGCUUUGGAUUGGCUGGCAAGGUGCUUGGCCCCAGCAGCCCCUCCUGUGGCGCCCCCUCCACGGGCCCUGCUGGCGUGACUGUGACUCUAACGAGGGGUGGCAGUAAGGAGGGAGAGGCUGGGGUGGUGGUGGCAACUGCGGUGUCGGAUGGGAGCGGUGCCUUCCACUUCUCCAACCUGCUUGUUGCCACGUACACUCUCUCUGCCUCCCACCCGUCCUGGCCCAUUAAGACUAUCGGCAAUCCCAAGGUGGAUCUGGGGUGGGGCAGCCUGGAGCUGCCGGAUCUCUUCCAAGUGGCGGGCUACGAUUUGUCGGGCUCGGUUGAAGCACAGGGUAACCCAGUCCCAGGGGUGCAGAUUUUCCUCUUUUCUGGCUCCGUCCAGAACAUUCCUACCUGCCCGGCUGGCCCGGGCAGCUCUCCCGUGCCCGGAAAAACUUCUCUCUGCCACACCACUACGGGUGCCGACGGGCGGUUCUCAUUCCGCGAGCUGCCAUGUGGCGCGUUCUCAUUGGUCCCGCAGUACAAGGGCGAGGCUACGGUGUUUGACAUGGCACCCAAGGAAAUGGCAGUGGCAGUGGGACACGCUGACGCAGUUACCGCAGAGCCGUUUCAGGUCCGGGGCUUCUCUGUGUCUGGUCGGGUGGUGGACAGUGCAGGGGAGGGCGUGGAGGGAGCAACGGUGCUUCUCAACGGCCAAACACGAGCCGUCACAGAUGCUAAGGGCCACUACACCCUGGACCAGAUAACAUCGGGCCAGUACGCCUUAUCCGCCAUCAAGCCGCGCUACUCCUUCGCCCCCCUCCCAGCCCUCUCGAUUGUCCCCUCCGCCUCUCUCCUCCCCCCCUUGCGCGCGUCGCACUACGAGCUAUGUGUCGCCGCGCUAUUGGACGAGGGGUCCGCGUUUGUUGCGGGCGGCAGGCAGGUGGCGCUGACGGGAGGAGAGGGCGUGUCUCCCCAGGCAAAGAAGAGUGACGCUAACGGGCGUGUGUGCUUUAUGGUCCCCCCAGGCACCUACCAGCUCGCCCCAGUUGUCCUACCAGCAGAGGCAGCAGCAGGGCUGGCCUUUGCCCCACCCCUCGCCACCGUUACAGUCGCAUCCAAGCCCGUCGCAGGGGUCUCCUUCAGCCAAUCGCAUCUCUCCGUGUCCGGCCGUGUGGUCUGCAUCGACGGCUGCGAUCGCUCCGUCCGCGUCUCUCUCACUCGCAUCGGGCCGUUGACUGGUUCUGCUGAAUCUGCGGCUGCUGCUGGUGUUGCGCCUCGCUCUCUCUUUUUGAAGGAGAAAGAGGGGUCGUUUCUGUUUGAAAAAGUGGUUCCUGGGAAAUACAGAAUCGAGGCGUCCAAGCAGGUGAUCCAGGGCAGUGACAUGGCGGGCGACGAGUGGUGCUGGAAGGCGCAGUCCGCUGACGUGGCGGUCUCCGAUUCGUCGGUGGAGGGCGUGGUGCUGGAGCAGAGCGGAUGGAGGGUGGAGAUUGAAGCAGCGAUGGAGGACACGGUCAGCCUGGUGCAUCAGGAAGGACAAAUGCCAGCUGUCAAGCUCAAGAAAGGGCGGCAGCAUUUGUGUGUGCCGGCCAGUGGCAGCUACAGCCUCGUCUUCCCGGAUAGCUGCGCGUCGUAUGGGGAGGGUGUCUACUACCACACUCAGGAGGUCAAGGGGAUUCGCCUGCAACCGUCAGCUUACAAAGUAUCCGGUCUAGUCCAAGUGAACUCCACUCUCUUCCCGCCUGCUGACACCAUCUCCGCCCACGCCUUUGCUCGCCUCUUCAGCCCCAGCAACGGCUCCCUGCUCUCCCACUCCGCGCUCACCCUCGUGUCCCCCCCCAACGGCACCCACCCUGUGGCUGUGUACGCGCACGAGCACUGGGUGGAGGGCGGGGGCGAGCUGCUUAUAGGGUUUUACCACGAUGGGGAGGUGGGGAGCGAGGCCACAACUACGAUGGACGACGUGGCGGACGAGCUGAAAAGUGCACAUAUCUCUACCCUGGAGCGCGAGGAGGCACCCGGUGCAGAUGGCUCGCCGCCCUUCCCCCCUCGCAAGCGCCUUCUCUUCUACCCUCGCUCCCUCAAGGUGCAAGUCACGCCUCUCCAGUGCCCCCCUCCGCUCCCCCUAGUAGAGGCCCGCCCCGGCCGCUACCUCACAGGCUGGCUCUUCCCCCCGCUGCCACGUGUCAACGUCUCAGUGGUCGCUGACGCUGACAGUGCGAAUGCGGGGUGGGGCAAGGGGCAGGUGGUGACGUGGAGUGAGACGGUGGGGCGAGUGAGGGGGAUGGAAGGGGAGGGGAGUGAGGGGGGGAGUGGGGAGGAGGGAGGAGCAUCGGUGGUGGGGGAGGGGAGGAAGCAUGGAGGGGUGGAGGGGGAAAUGUUUGUGGUCGGACCUUUGAACGAUGAUGCCUCUUAUCACAUCGAGUUGUCUAAGACCGGGUACAUUUUCAAGCCGUUAGGAGACAACUCGUUUGAAGCACAGAAACUCGCUUCAAUCACAGUCAAGAUCGCCACACCUGCAGCAGCUGCCGCUGCUGGUGCCUCCUCGGCCAAUGAGCCGCUGCCAUCUGUCCUCCUCUCACUCACUGGAGACAACAGCUUCAGGCGCAACGAGGCUACAGCGGCCGGGCAGAAUGUUUUCGCCUUUGAGGGUUUGUUUCCGGGCAGCUACUUCCUGCGGCCCGUGCUGAAGGAGUACGAGUUUUCGCCGGCUGCCCGCCCGAUUAAUUUGCAAUCCGGGCAGGAGGUCGAUGUGGAGUUCUCUGCAAAAAGGGUCGCCUUCAGUGUGCUGGGUUCAGUGCGCUCCCUCUCAGGUGCCCCAGAAGCAGGCGUGCAGGUUGAGGCGAGGGAGGUGGUAUCUGGGGGAGGCGGCUCCCAAUCGCACUACGAGAUGGCAGUGACGAAUGAGGAUGGAUCUUUCAGGCUGAGGGGGCUGCGACCGGGCGGCACUUACGCUGUGGAGGUGGCAGUGAAGGCCGGUGCGUCAAAGGACGGCACAUCUCUCCCUCGAUUCGAGCGUGCAUCGCCAACCCAGGCGCUGCUGACAAUCACAGGCGAUGUCUCCAACGUCGACUUUGUGGUCUUCAACUCACCCCCGGGUGUGACUAUAACGGGGGCAGUGAGCGGCAAAGACACAGCCACGUGGCUCCCCAACCUCUUUGUCGACCUCUUUCCCAGCGUGACUGUAUCCGCAAGUGACAAUACCGAAGGGACUGGUCCCAGCAGCAGCAGCAGCAACAACGGUGCAGCAGCAGCGGAAGCAGGAAGCUCAGAAGAAGCUUCCUCUUCUGCGGUCUUCUCUGCCACUCCCAUUCGCUCUAUCCCUGUUCCCCUCUCGCGAUUCUUCGAGUUUCGCGACCUGCCCAGGGGCAUGUACCUGGUGAAGCUGCGUCUCGGGCUGCCCGGAAAGUCUCACGUGUUUGAGAGCGAGGGGGGGGAGGUGGAUGUGAGGGAGGCGGUUACUGGGCACGUGGGGACUCUGCGUUUCCGAGCAGAGGAGAGGCGGCUGAAUGAGGACCUUGCACCGACCCCGCUUCUUCCAAUGCUGCUCGCAAUUGCUGUUAUCUCUGUGGUCGCCUCCCUGCCCAAGCUGCAGCAGUGGGCUUCAGCUGCAGGAGCAGCAGCCAGUGGAAGCACGACACCUGGCUCAGCAACAACUAGCGACAGCUCAGCUACAACUGGUGGUGGUGGUUGGGGGGGCUCAAGUGGCGACGGCAGGGGGAAGAACGAGGUUCGUAGACCUAGUGUGAGGCGCAGAGCGUAAGUUCCAAUGAUAGGUGGAACUUUGAAAACGUGAUAUGCUCAUUGGCAGUCAAUACAACACACUUGUUCAUGCUUAGUUCUUUGAAGUUGAUACUAAUCCUGCAACCCGAUUUUUAGUGUAGUCAGUUAUCGACACUGGCCUCAACUACGA
Messenger RNA from Closterium sp. NIES-67, 4470 nucleotides. The record is from the annotation of a GenBank genome assembly. Lineage: Eukaryota; Viridiplantae; Streptophyta; Zygnematophyceae; Desmidiales; Closteriaceae.